This is a messenger RNA of Sorex fumeus (smoky shrew), 4422 nucleotides long. It is a transcript of the gene STAT3, whose product is annotated as signal transducer and activator of transcription 3. The coding region runs from base 266 to 2578 and encodes 770 amino acids. The record is from RefSeq and is a predicted model, not a curated record. Gene Ontology annotation, biological process: defense response; response to peptide hormone; regulation of cell population proliferation. NCBI's taxonomy places the organism in Eukaryota, Metazoa, Chordata, Mammalia, Eulipotyphla, Soricidae. The transcript has 24 exons. Gene Ontology annotation, molecular function: DNA-binding transcription factor activity, RNA polymerase II-specific; RNA polymerase II cis-regulatory region sequence-specific DNA binding.
GGCUGGAGGAGCUGUAAUUCAGCGGUUUCCGGAGAGCCGCGGCAGCCUGGGCCGGUCGGAGGGGGGCUUGGGGUUCAGACGUCGAGGCGAACGAGAGCCCGAACCCGGUCCCUGACGCGCACCAGCGCUCGGCGCUCUCGCUUCCCGUCAGCGAGGAGAGGUCGGGCGGCCCGAGGGAGUCCCGCGGCCCGCACCCCGGCGCAAGUGCAGCCCCGGCCUGUCGGGCCUCCGCGGGAGAGACAGUUGGGACCCCGAUUCCAGCAGGAUGGCACAAUGGAAUCAGCUCCAGCAGCUGGACACGCGGUACCUGGAGCAGCUUCACCAGCUCUACAGUGAUAGCUUCCCCAUGGAGCUGCGCCAGUUCCUGGCCCCUUGGAUCGAGAGCCAAGACUGGGCAUAUGCAGCCAGCAAAGAAUCACAUGCCACUUUGGUGUUUCACAAUCUCUUGGGUGAGAUCGACCAGCAGUACAGCCGCUUCCUCCAGGAGUCCAAUGUCCUCUAUCAGCACAACCUGCGCAGGAUCAAGCAGUUUCUGCAGAGCAGGUAUCUGGAGAAGCCCAUGGAGAUUGCCCGGAUUGUGGCUCGGUGCCUGUGGGAAGAGUCCCGCCUCCUUCAGACGGCAGCCACUGCGGCCCAGCAAGGGGGCCAGGCCAACCACCCCACAGCUGCCGUGGUGACAGAGAAGCAGCAGAUGCUGGAGCAGCACCUCCAGGAUGUUCGGAAGCGAGUCCAGGAUCUAGAACAGAAAAUGAAAGUGGUAGAGAACCUCCAAGAUGACUUCGAUUUCAACUACAAAACCCUCAAGAGUCAAGGAGACAUGCAGGAUCUAAACGGGAACAACCAGUCGGUGACCAGGCAGAAGAUGCAGCAGCUGGAGCAGAUGCUCACAGCACUGGACCAGAUGCGGCGAAGCAUCGUAAGCGAGCUCGCAGGGCUUCUGUCCGCAAUGGAGUAUGUGCAGAAGACGCUCACGGACGAGGAACUGGCUGACUGGAAGCGGAGACAGCAGAUCGCAUGCAUUGGAGGGCCCCCCAACAUCUGCCUUGACCGCCUGGAGAAUUGGAUAACCUCACUAGCAGAAUCUCAGCUUCAGACCCGCCAGCAAAUUAAGAAACUGGAGGAGUUGCAGCAGAAGGUCUCCUACAAGGGGGAUCCCAUCGUCCAGCAUCGGCCCAUGCUGGAGGAGAGGAUCGUGGAGUUGUUUCGAAACUUAAUGAAAAGUGCCUUCGUGGUAGAGCGGCAGCCUUGCAUGCCCAUGCACCCCGACCGGCCAUUAGUCAUCAAGACGGGGGUCCAGUUUACUACUAAAGUCAGAUUGCUGGUUAAAUUCCCUGAGUUAAAUUAUCAGCUUAAAAUUAAAGUGUGUAUUGACAAAGACUCCGGGGACGUGGCCGCUCUCCGAGGGUCCCGGAAAUUUAACAUUCUGGGCACAAACACCAAAGUGAUGAACAUGGAAGAAUCCAACAACGGCAGCCUCUCCGCAGAGUUCAAACACUUGACCCUGAGAGAACAGAGGUGUGGGAACGGGGGUCGAGCCAACUGUGACGCCUCUCUGAUUGUCACCGAGGAGCUACAUCUGAUCACCUUCGAGACUGAGGUGUAUCACCAGGGUCUCAAGAUUGACCUCGAGACCCACUCCCUGCCCGUUGUGGUGAUCUCCAACAUCUGUCAGAUGCCAAAUGCCUGGGCAUCCAUCCUGUGGUACAAUAUGCUGACCAACAACCCCAAGAACGUGAACUUCUUCACCAAGCCUCCCAUUGGGACGUGGGAUCAGGUGGCUGAGGUGCUGAGCUGGCAGUUCUCCUCCACCACCAAGCGAGGGCUGAGCAUCGAGCAGCUGACCACACUGGCGGAGAAGCUCUUAGGGCCUGGUGUGAACUACUCAGGGUGUCAGAUCACGUGGGCCAAGUUUUGUAAAGAAAACAUGGCUGGCAAGGGCUUCUCCUUCUGGGUCUGGCUAGACAACAUCAUUGACCUUGUGAAAAAAUACAUCUUGGCUCUUUGGAACGAAGGGUACAUCAUGGGCUUCAUCAGUAAGGAGCGAGAGCGCGCCAUCCUGAGCACCAAGCCCCCGGGCACCUUCCUGCUCAGGUUCAGUGAAAGCAGCAAAGAAGGAGGAGUCACGUUCACCUGGGUGGAGAAGGACAUCAGUGGUAAGACGCAGAUCCAGUCGGUGGAGCCCUACACCAAGCAGCAACUGAACAACAUGUCCUUCGCCGAGAUCAUUAUGGGCUAUAAGAUCAUGGAUGCCACCAACAUCCUCGUGUCCCCGCUGGUCUACCUCUACCCUGACAUUCCCAAGGAAGAAGCGUUCGGGAAGUAUUGUCGCCCAGAGAGCCAGGAGCACCCCGAGGCCGACCCAGGUAGUGCUGCCCCCUACCUGAAGACCAAGUUUAUCUGCGUGACACCAACGACCUGCAGUAAUACCAUUGACCUGCCGAUGUCCCCCCGCACUUUAGAUUCAUUGAUGCAGUUUGGAAGUAAUGGGGAAGGUGCUGAACCCUCAGCAGGAGGGCAGUUCGAGUCCCUCACCUUUGACAUGGAACUGACCUCGGAGUGCGCGACCUCUCCCAUGUGAGGAGCAAGGCUGGAUGCUACAGAGAGCAAUGGAGACACCCCGUAUCCCACCCACCCCUUGCCAGCCAGACCCCAGAUCGUCGGUGACUCCUUACUAGGGGGGUGGGGGGGUGGGUCCAGAUUUUUUUUUUUAAAUCUCCUACUUCUGCUAUCUUUGAACCAUCUGGGCACUUUGUUAAUAGAGAAACGAGUGAAUGUGGGUGAUAGGCUUUUUCUGUAAAUGCAACCAAGAAUGUGGACUCCGGAAUAGAUCACAGGAGGUGGAACGAGGCGAGAGGGAGGAAAAGGAACUGUCUCCCGCCCCCACCCCCUCCUCUCAGCCACUUUCCUUGUUUGAGACAAGUGCCUCAGGGCCAGGGUGCCCCUCCGCCCAGAUCUGUAGGCUGAAGCCCCAGGUCCAACAAGAAGUCCUCCUGGCAUUGCACUUUCAACCCAGCUUGUGUCCAGCUAGGAGACACAACUUUCAAAGUCCCUAGAUGUCUCUGUAAAUUCACAAACAAGAGGGGUGGGGAGGCAAAAACAAACAAAAAACAAAAACAAAAAAACACCAAGUUUGGCCAAACCUUUUAUGUAUUUGCAGUGACUCAGCCAGCAGUCUCUGAUGCUUGAGACUUGAAGCUUCUUUCAGGCUAAUAAUUUAUAUGAACUCCCAGAUGGGUUCAGAUCUAUCCUCUAAAGUCCCCCCGCCCAGGGAUGGGGGUGGGGGUGCCUGUGGUGUCCACUGAGGAGGGGUGAGGGAGAGACUGCACAUUGCUGGGCUCAUUUUCACAAGCAAAGUUAUUUUCCCCUUGAAUGUUGUUGGCUCAUUAGCUGGGCAGCGGGGGCCCCUGCACCUGGCCUCCUUUCUCCCUCACCCCGCGCUUCUGUUUCUGUGGGUGCCUUAUACGGGAUGGGGUGCUCCUUCCUUCCUUCCUUCCUCCCCAACCCUGCUGCCUCUGCGCUCCACCCCCUCUGGCAUGUCUCCCUCUGUCCCGCUGGCCUUAGGAAUCCUGAGGCCAGAUUCCUGGGAUCAAAGAGGAAGCAUUGGGGAGGGGGGAGACAGAGUGCAGACUGGGGGCGCCCAGCCGAGUCGAAGCUCAGGGAAUAAGGUUCUUCACCCAGUUUCCAGGCGGUUUCCCAUGGCACCCCCCGACGUGGCCGGCUGCAGAGUGGAGGUUCGCCCAAGGGAGGGGAUGCGCACCCCGCCUGGCCACCCCAUACGGGGGCCAAGAUGAGGCAGAGGCUCCCACUGGCCUCUCACUUCAGAACAGAGCAGCGGGCCCUGGGCCCCUGCAGAGGUGAGGCAAGGGGACUCGGGGGUCCCAAGCAGCCUGCUGGGGGCACUGGAGUCCCUCAGAAAGCCAGUCCUCACUCCCGCAUUAGCCAGUGUCCGAAUCGGGGCCUCACCUCUUCAAGAUAGGAUGGUUGGUUCCCGGCACCCCGGGAAUGUGGAGGGGCCAUCACUCCCUACUCCCCAGCCCAUCUCCCAGGGGCAUGGGCUCUGGGCUUCUGUGGGGAGCUCUGUGGACUUCCAGUCUUGGAACCGAGGAAAGUUCCAGGCUUCUGGGCAGCAGGUGGAUCUGGUGUGAACGCCGGCGGAAGCAAAAGUUCUGAGAGCAGCUGAGACUCAUGUGGGCCCCCCUCCAUUGCUUUAAAUGACAGCCCUCCAGGACCCCCAGCCCAGCUGAGAUUCCAUGGAGCCCACAACCUGUCCGCACGAUGGUUUGAACGCCGCUGGCCUGGCCACCGCAUUCAAAUUCCAAUGUAUACUUCAUAGUGUAAAAAUUUAUAUUAUUGCAAGGUUUUGUUUUGUAUAUUGCUGUAUGUACUUUAAUUUUCAGAAAUAAAAGUUCUCUAGUGACCCUC